Messenger RNA from Drosophila serrata, 1111 nucleotides. It is a transcript of the gene Ldaf1, whose product is annotated as Lipid droplet assembly factor 1. The record is from RefSeq and is a predicted model, not a curated record. Lineage: Eukaryota; Metazoa; Arthropoda; Insecta; Diptera; Drosophilidae.
CAUAAAUUUAAGCUUUUUACACUUUUAGGCUUUAAUUUAAAUUGUAAAUCUCUUAUUUAGUUUGUGGAGCUCCUCAGCAGCGAGUUGGCAGCCCGCUCUCAAUGUUUACGUUCCUCUCAUAAUUAUUUUGAUUUGCUGUUGCUUUUGGAUCACAACCGGGCACGGAACUGCGAUAACUACACGGAACUCCACCUGGAAUGUGCCCAGCAAUCCGUCUCCAAGUUCUGACUUAGUCGCAGGAGCCAACAACAUGGGCCAUUCGAACAAGGCGCGCAAAGCGGCAGCCAGGGAAGCGAAUGCUGCUGCUGCCCAGCGAUCGGCCGCAGGAUCACAAGGGGACACAUCGGUGCCCAGAAAGGCGCAACGGGAACAGGAAGCCACAUCUGAGCCACAGGACACAGCUAAACCAAGGCAGGCACAGCAACAGGACACAGCUGAACCUACAAAGAAGUCGCAGCAGGAGGACACAGCGCGUCCUAUGGCCACCGGCCAUGACCAGUUCCUGGAGUCCUUGCUUCAGAUGCUAUACAAGACGUGGAUACAAUUGCGACGCUUGGUGGAGUUUGUGAUGUCCGAGCUGGGUGGCAGAGAGAUUGUGGAAUCCAUGGCCGCCUGGUGUGCCAAGAAUCCUCACAUUGCCAUCUGCCUGCUGGCCGCCGGCUUGGUCUUUUUACUGCCCUUCCUCAUUAUCUUUGGCUUUGGUAUAGCCACCAUGCUGAUGACAUUCACUGGCCUUUUGGUACUUGAAGGCACUCUCCUCACCAUUGUUUCUAUGGUGUUCUUUGCCUGCCUCGGUGGUUUCAUCAUCAUGGUACCUCUCUUUGGUGUGGCUGCUGUGGCCGCAUAUUUUGGUUUCUCGCAGGUUUAUGGCUUGUAUGAUGGCAUGGAACGCCACAAGAUUAACCUGUUCAAGAUGCUCAGAGAGGCGCCAAGCAGGCAAAGAAAUGUCACUCCUACACCCUCGGUGGCCAUUACCGAGGAACCCACAUCGACUACAUAAGGAAAUAAGGUUUUUUCAUUCCCUUCUCCUACUACUAAUUCAUACAAACAUAGUUAUUAAAAAAAAUUAUAUAUAUAUUAAAUAAAAAGCAGCCCCUGCCAGCAUUUGAAA